CAAAGAGGAUUGUACUACUUGGUGGUAUAUUUCUGUAAAUAUCUGGUUUGUACCUUCAGACAAAAUUGGAAUAUUUUACAUCUGAGGUAAAGUUUGCCGUGUCUAAUGGACAAAACCUGAGGACAAUGAAGAGAGACUCGAUGAACAGCAGGCUCAUAGAAGAACCUGGACCAAAAGAUUACUCAUCAGAACAACAAGGAGGGGAGAGGAAAAGGAAAUCACCAACAAUAUGCGGCACCAACUACCCAGUGAGCAUUGGCUUCAUCGUGGUCAACGAGUUCUGCGAACGCUUCUCUUACUAUGGAAUGAAAGCGGUGUUGACCCUGUAUUUCAUACACUACCUCAAGUGGGACAAGGACCUCUCCACGGCCGUGUACCAUGCCUUCAGUAGCCUGUGUUACUUCACUCCAGUCUUGGGUGCCCUCAUCGCUGACUCAUGGCUGGGGAAGUUCAAGACUAUCAUCUACCUCUCCAUAGUCUAUGUCCUUGGCCAUGUGAUCAAGUCUGUCGGGGCCAUUCCAGAUGUGGGGGAUAGCACCGUGCACAUAGUGCUGUCCAUGGUUGGGCUGAUCCUCAUCGCCUUUGGCACAGGGGGGAUCAAGCCCUGUGUGGCUGCCUUUGGUGGAGACCAGUUUGAAGAGGAGCAUACGGAGGAAAGAAGGAAGUUCUUCUCCAUCUUCUACAUGUCCAUCAAUGCCGGGAGUGUCCUGUCAACGGUCAUCACACCAAUACUGAGAAGUGAUGUCCAGUGUUUUGGUAGUGACUGCUAUGCUCUUGCUUUUGGAGUUCCUGCAGUUUUAAUGAUCAUUGCUCUGGUGGUGUUCAUCGCUGGCAGUGGGCUCUACAAGAAGAGUCCACCAGAAGGGAAUGUUCUGCUGCAUGUGUGCAAAUGCAUUGGCUUUGCCAUUCGCAACAAGUGGAGGACCUCCAAGUAUGAGCCCACGAGAGAGCAUUGGCUGGACUGGGCACAGGAAAAGUAUCCGAAACGCCUCAUCUCAGAGAUCAAGAUGGUGCUGCGGGUGCUGGUUCUCUACAUCCCCCUGCCCAUGUUCUGGGCUCUGUUUGACCAGCAGGGGUCCCGAUGGGUGCUACAGGCCACCCGCAUGAACAUGAACUUUGGUGCAUUUGUGUUGAAACCUGAUCAAAUGCAGAUGCUGAACGCCCUGUUGAUUCUGGUGUUCAUCCCUGUCUUUGACAUGGGCUUGUAUCCGCUCAUUGGCCUGUGCAGGAUCAAACUCACGCCUCUUAGGAAGAUGGCCACUGGCAUGAUUUUCGCUGCCCUGGCCUUUGGAGCUGCCACUAUUGUGGAGCGCGCUGUCAUUGAAACUGUGGUAGAGCCCCCACCUGCAAGUACAAGUCUCCUCCAAGUCUUGAACUUGGCACAGGAAGACGUAAGCGUGAAUGUCCAGGGCCACACACACCUCUUUCCUCAACCAAUCAAACCCUAUGAGGAUCCUGUGGAGUACAAAAGUGUUCAGUUGAAAGACUUUAAAGAGACACUCACUCUCACACUGGCAAUCAAUGGGGAAAAUCGCCACUGUGUUAAAAGCUUCACUGAAGAAGAGGCCUAUACUCUGAUCCUAAGCAAUAAUGUCUUAAGGGCCGAUUGCAUCCUGGUAAAGGACAACAUCAUGAAAUCUGAAAAUGGCGAAGCACAUCUGAGGUUUAUAAACACCCUUUCGGAGGAUUUCAAUAUAACUGUUGGAGCUAAAAGUUUUCAUGUUCCGGGGGGAGUUGCAGUCUCAAAUGGUGAAUUUGUGGACAGAGAAGAUUACUCAAAUGUGAGAUGUGAAAGCAGCUUGAGAAACUCUAGAUUGAACCUCGGGCUUCUAGACUUUGGUGCAUCAUACUCUAUCAUUCUGAAAGGGUCUCCAGAGAAUAUCGAGAUUGUUAAAAUCGAGGAUGUCCAGGCCAACAACAUCCACAUCGCUUGGCAGGUUCCUCAGUAUGUCCUGAUUACGGCGGGAGAGGUCAUGUUCUCCAUCACUGGCCUGGAGUUCUCCUACUCACAGGCUCCAGCUAACAUGAAGUCAGUGCUUCAAGCUGGUUGGUUGAUGACUGUGGCAUUUGGGAAUGUGAUUGUGCUGAUUGUGGCAGAAGGAGCUGGCAUGGAACAGUGGAUGGAGUUCCUUCUCUUUGCUUGCCUGCUGGUUGGAGUCUGCAUUAUCUUCUCCAUCAUGGCCUACUUCUACACCUACGUGGACCCAGACCACCUUGACAAGGUGUACGGUGAUGACACAGGGGUGUAUGCUGAGGAUGACCUCAAAAAUAAUCAGAAAGACGGCAUGCACAUGCGUGCCAUUGGAGAACGCGAUGGACAAUGUACCAAAAUGUAGCACAGAAAUUUCUUUGCAGUAUUUUGUUGUUUGUUAUUUACAGUUAACAUAGGUUAAGUAAACACAUUCUGGUGUCAGUCUGACAAUACUAUUUAAAAGUAGCAUCGUUGUGAUUCUCUGGCCUGUUUUUGUGGCUUAAUAUGGAACACGUUUAAAAGAUACGCAUGUACUGUGCGAAUCUUACCAAUGCUGACAUAAAUGAUUUUAACACAUGUUGCUCUCGGAAUGUGUAGAAUAAUUUUGCACAAGUAUUUGUUAAGUCACAAGAUUGUACUCUUUCUUAAAUUUUGUAUAAGCUCUGUGAUUGUAAUUUAUGAUAAAUAUGAUAUGUCUAUGCCACAGAAAACAUGACAAAAAAAGAAAUGAUGAACCUCUGUUCUGAGUUUCUGUGAGGACAGUAGGUUUAAUGUAGCAAAUAAUUGUAAAUGACAAAAGUCUUGCACACUAUGCACACAUAGCUAUUACAUGUCAAAUCUCAGGACCUCUGUGGAUAUGAGGAUUAAAGAACUUGGCAUACA
This is a messenger RNA of Alosa sapidissima (American shad), 2854 nucleotides long. RefSeq names its product solute carrier family 15 member 2 (gene slc15a2). The transcript is spliced from 24 exons. Lineage: Eukaryota; Metazoa; Chordata; Actinopteri; Clupeiformes; Clupeidae. Gene Ontology annotation, cellular component: membrane. Bases 126 to 2336 code for a protein of 736 amino acids. Gene Ontology annotation, molecular function: dipeptide transmembrane transporter activity. Gene Ontology annotation, biological process: transmembrane transport; oligopeptide transport. The record is from RefSeq and is a predicted model, not a curated record.